GGACUGUGAAGCGUCUGCAUAGAUCAGUCCAUUAAAAAUAACCAUAUAAAACCUCGCAUGGGGCUUAACUAGCCGAGCAGACGGCAUUAUUUAAUGUCAAUUUGAGUAUAGGAACAGGAACACCCAGUUCCACACUGCUGAUCUGUUUACACCUUCCUUCUCUCUUUUGCAACCUAGAUCCAUCUGGCAUUGGGCUUUUCUUUAUUUGUCAUCCUAAACAACUUGCGGUGUUCAGCGACGACAGCCUAUAGCCGAUAUGGACCAGCAACGGCGUUCUAAACGACGGCGCCUGGGAACCCCAAUGCAUGCUACGGAAGACUCCAUCAAUGGUCUUUACCAGGCAGCCACCCCUGAGGAGAAGAAGAACUGGAAUGGAUUUUGUGAGAUUGAGUCGGAACCCGUAAGAGAAUAUGCAUGUUCAUCCUCCUGUUUGGCUAUACGAUUGAUUCAAAAACUUUAAAGGCUCUAUUCGAUGUGAUGCUACGCGAGUUUGGGGUAAAGGGAGUAAAAGUCCAGGAAGUCGUGUCUUUGGACGACGAGAUGAUGGCAUUCCUGAACAAGCCCGUGUAUGGCUUGAUCUUUUUGUUUCGUUGGCGCGAAGAUGAUCCUGAUAAACAGGAGGCUAGCUGUCCCGACGGGCUCUGGUUUGCCAACCAGACAGCUGGCAAUGCUUGCGCUAGCGUAGCGCUGCUCAAUAUCGUCAACAACAUACAAGAAAUCGAUCUCGGUGAGAAUCUACAGCACUUCAAGGAUUUUACUAUGCCAUUUACACCCGCAUUACGAGGGGAUGCAAUUAAAAACUUCGAAUUUGUUAAGCGGAUACACAAUUCAUUUGCACGGAAAAUGGACAUACUGAACUCCGAUCUGCAAUUGAAGAACGAGGCAACUUCGAGGAAGCCUCGCUCAACAAAGAGCAGCUAUGAUCAUGCCGACAAUGAUGCAGGCUUCCAUUUCAUUGCGUUUGUUCCAGCAAUGGGCAAAGUGUGGAAGUUCGAUGGCUUAGAACGCCAGCCUCAGGCUCUGGGAGAAUGUUCCCAAGAAGACUGGCUGGAUCUGGUGAAACCCAACAUCCUCACUAGAAUGGCAGACUAUGAAGAAGAUCAAAUAGAAUUUUCCAUUCUUGGUGUUGUCAGGGAUCCUCUACUUGAUCUGAUCGGUAAACUGGCUGUCAACGUGAAGUGCCUUGAGAUGGUUAAUGGCCGCCUAGGCACGAACUCUGAGACCAACUCGGAGCCCGCCUUUGAGAAUGCCGUUCUGGGGCCUGACUCAUCAUUUGAUUUGACCAGGGAGGCUAUUGACAACGCCAAAAUUUCCGCGGACGAGGAGGAAAUGUAUCAGGCCUGCUCGAUAGAUGAGUUAGUACAACAUCGACAGAAGCUCAGCAUCGCUCAGCAAGAGCUCCGAGCCGCGAUCCGGGAAGAACAGCAGUCGCAUCGCGCAGACGAUGACUAUGCUACCGGGCGAAGGUACGACUACGGCCCCGCGGUGAGAUGCUGGAUACAGUUUCUGGCGCGGAAGAGGGUGAUAGAAGACUUGCUGUGAGAUGGUGGAAGUAGCAGUACCUUUUACCUAGGUAAUAAGUACAGUGACGCGGCAAAAGUUUUGACACCCUCCACCACCUAACGCCACGCUAAUUUACGCAUUUACUCCCCCUAGCACCACCAAUUCUAAGGCUAAAAACGAUUUAAACCAUGCCUCUACGUUCGGAGCUCACCCCAGCCCUCCAGGAGCGUAUAUGUGAGCUACAUUCUACUGUUCACUGGGGAUAUAAAUGUAUCAUAGUUAUCCUUGGAUUUGUCCCUCAAAAAUUCGAUAUACAACAUAAAGGAGCGAAAAACGGCGUGAUGUUGUAUCAAAAUCCUUGAUCUGGUCAACCAAAAAGGCUUAAUGUAUCACGGCCCAGAGCGCCCUAUUCUGCCUAUAUUGAUGAGGAUAUAACUAAUGUAUUUCCCGGUCGAGCGGGCCACCUGCUAAUUCCUGCCCGCGGGCUAAAUACUAGAGCCUCUACCAGCCAAACAAUUGCAUUUUUAUACAAAAACUAAUUGCUAAGGGGAUUGGGACAUCUAACUCUAGUAUGUCCCUAAAUAUGACAAUUAGAACACUGUGGUAGAGCUUGUAUGUGUGGUCCAACUGCAGAAAGUGCUGGAUCUUUAGGAAGCAUAUCUUGACCUUUAACAACCUCAUUCUCAUGCUGAAAUCACUCUAAAC
Messenger RNA from Monascus purpureus, 2208 nucleotides. NCBI's taxonomy places the organism in Eukaryota, Fungi, Ascomycota, Eurotiomycetes, Eurotiales, Aspergillaceae. The record is from the annotation of a GenBank genome assembly.